Molecule: messenger RNA, 3048 nt
Organism: Mesorhabditis belari
Lineage: Eukaryota; Metazoa; Nematoda; Chromadorea; Rhabditida; Rhabditidae
Source: the annotation of a GenBank genome assembly
AUGCGCGAGUUUCGACCGAUUGAGUUGAUCAAAGGGAUAAAACCCCAUGAAAACUUGGACUACUCGUACUCUUGGGAAAGUAAGAUCUGCCAAUUUCUGGCGGAUGACAGUGAUUCGGAGAACAUCAACAUCAGGAAAGUGCUCCCAGUAAACGUUUUUGACGAUGCUUGCUUCCGCGAGACGAUUGCUCAUCUUACAACUGAUAUCGCACUUGAAGUCGAAGUAAAAGAACCUGGGACAAAAGAUUGUGUUGGUAAUGUUAAGUUGGUCUGGUUGGCAACCGUCAAAAAGGUUUGUGGAUACCGUGUUUUGAUGCGCUGGAUUGGCUGUGAUAAGGAGGGCGAUGACAAACAUGACUUUUGGAUUAACUUUUGCACUGCGGACUUGCAUCGAGUUGGAUGGGGUGCUGAAAAUAAGGGCGAUGCCGUAAGCUAUGUGACACCAUUGGUGAUUAGCGACAGACGAACUGAUUGGAAUGUUUUUCUUGCACAAAGUCUAACUCCUAUGAGAACCUUGGCUCGGACAUUUGAAUCAAUGAAACGACAAGUUCAAAAAUGUAAACUUCAAGUCGGAGAAAGAGUGGAAUUGCUUGACAACAAUGUUUCUACUAGAGUUCGCCCUGCCAUUGUGCUAAAAACCGUUGGCCGUCGUGUGUGUCUUCAGGUGAAAAGCGUCGAUUACGAUGUUAAAAAAGAUCCACACAAGGAAGAUAUAGCCGAGGAACGCCAGUUUGAAGGCGAAUUUUGGUGUGAUCAGGAUUCACAUUACAUCUUUCACAUUGGCUGGGCUGCGCGAAAUGGUUAUAAAUGUUAUGCUCGGGAUGGAUACUUGAAGCAUUGUGAGCAGAUUGCCAGAGCUAUCGAAAACGACGUUGAACCAGAAUUUGCUCCAAAUGACGUCAGGCCAGAAAUUGUUUUUGGUUUUCACAAAACCAUUGAGCCCGGGACGCCACAUUUUGAAGCCGGAAUGAAACUUGAGUUUCUCGAUCCGCUAGAUACUAAUUUCAACAAGCUCAAAGUGGGAACCGUGGUUAGACUUCUCAAGGAUGGAUAUUUGGUUGUCGGUGCAGAUGGAGAUGAUAUGGAAAAUGAAUCAGUACCGUUCCAUUGCACCAGUGGCUUCAUUUUCCCUGUUGGCUACGCAAAAAAAUACGGGAUUAAGCUUAUUCCUCCAGGAGGCGAUGAAAAUGAUGAGGAAAAUUUUAACUGGGAUGUCUACUUAAAGCAAACACGGGCAAUUUCAGCGCCUGAAGCACUCUUUCAAAAUGUAGCAGACAAGGAAAAAAUGAUGCGGGAUUUUCCGAUUGGCGCAAGCUUCGAAGCAUCGGAUCUAAACGAAUCUCAGCUCAUUUGCCCUGCACAUAUAGUAUCGAUCAAAGGACGACUACUCGAAAUUGGUUAUGACGGUUGGGGAGCCGAAUACAAUCAACUUUUUGAUUACAGGGCACAUGAUAUUUUUCCCCUCGGAUGGUGCGAAGCCCAUGGUUAUAAGCUUGAAAUGCCCAAAGUGUCCUCUAGGCGUGUGAUGGUUAUGGCUUCUUACGGCAUAAAGCUGAAGAUCGAUUUAAAAAAUGUUUAUAUCCCCGAUGGUGCGAGUGGCGUUCGAACGAUUGCUAGCACAAAAAUGGAAAAUGACAGCUAUCUUGAGAUAGCUCAAACGGAAACACUAUUCCAUAAUGCAAACCCUUCUUUCUACCAGCGGAUAUCACUUCAAUAUAGAUUCGACAAUUUUCUCCGGAUACGCCUUGAUGUAGUGUUGGUAAAAGAUCAUCUAAGUGAGCAAAUCGUCGGGAAGCUAGGAGAGGCAACAUUUGAUGUACCGGUGUUACUUGCAAACAAAGGCCGAUUAACACUACCAAUUACUUCGCACGCUCAAGUAGACAUAUUCUUGGAGUCAACAGAGUUUUAUGGGCAUGCGGCCAACUUUCGAUUUGUUGGGAACCAUUUGCAUCACCCCGAAGUUUGUCCGACUAUUGCCCCGUAUUUUGUCUUCACGCUCGUAUUGGAGAAACGUUCUCUUCUGCUGCAUAGGAGUGAAGUGAUCCAAUCAAGAAACCCUCAGUGGAUGAACUUUGUGGUGCCUCUGUACAUUAUGCAAUUUUACCAAGAAGGUCUUCUGCAGCUAAAUGUUUACAAUCAUUUCCCAAAUCAUGAUGAUUUAUUGAUUGGAUCGUUUUCAACUACAUUCAUUCAAAUACAGCGUGGGCCUGGUUAUCUCAACUCAUAUAUGCUUGUGAAUCCCGAAGGCAAAAAGAAAGAAGAAAAGAUGAGUGUCGAUCUCGUGCACUUUGAGCAAACAUCGUGCGACAGUUAUUUCGAUCUUUUAAAUCAGGGAUUAAAUGUCCAUGUGGGUGUAGCGAUUGACUUUACAGCAUCGAAUGGGGAUCCGACUCAACCAGAAUCGUUACAUUUUAUUCACCCACAUCAUCCGAAUUCGUAUACAAAAAUUAUGUUAAAAACCUUGCCUUCAAUCGUUGGUCAUGCUCGCGAUAAUAGAAUUACGGCUAUUGGAUUCGGAGCAAAAAUCGGACAUGCUCAUCAAAUGUCGAAUUGUUUUCCCCUGGAUUCCUCACAAAUCGACGUUUUCCUUCGCAAUCCUUCUGAAGCGAACUUUCAUGUCACCGGUUUUGAUGGCUUAUUAAAUUGUUAUCGUCGUAUUCGCCUUGAAGUUAUGCCAUUCGCGCCUACCGAAUUUGCUGAUUCUAUUUAUCACAUGAGCAAAUUUGCAAAAGCUGCAACUCGAUUAAAUAUGGGAUUAUAUUUCGUUCUGGUCGUCCUAACUGAUGGUGAUGUCACGAAUCCAAAAAAUACGCGGGAUGCUUUAAUCGAUGCUUGUGAGGCGCCAAUUUCUGUUGUUGCUGUUGGGAUUGGGAAUAAAGAUUUCUCCAAGAUCCGAGCGUUAGAGGCUCCAAAUUUGAAACACUCUGAUGGACGGCCCCUGACAAGACAGGUGCUUUCAUUUGUACAAGAAAGUGAUUUGUCAAAUGAUGACUCGCUCGCCUUGCUGCCCUACAGAAUUCAACAAUGGAAAUUGAAUGUGAGUAGCAAG